This is a messenger RNA of Eimeria necatrix, 576 nucleotides long. RefSeq names its product ubiquitin, putative. The coding region runs from base 1 to 576 and encodes 191 amino acids. The record is from RefSeq and is a predicted model, not a curated record. Gene Ontology annotation, cellular component: cytosol. Gene Ontology annotation, biological process: ubiquitin-dependent protein catabolic process. Lineage: Eukaryota; Apicomplexa; Conoidasida; Eucoccidiorida; Eimeriidae. The transcript has 3 exons. Gene Ontology annotation, molecular function: polyubiquitin modification-dependent protein binding.
AUGUCUACCCCUUCGAACGGGCAGCAGCAAGGGGAGGAGUCCCUUGCUGCUCCUGCAGCAGCAGCAGGAGCUGCAGCAGGAGCAGCAGCAGCAGCAGCAGCAGACGGAGCAGCAGCAGCAGCAGCACCUGCAAAGACCGUUCGCAUUUCUUUUAAAGUGUCUGGAGGCACUCACUUCUCCCUGGACGUCCACGAGGAUUGGAGUGUACGUACACUCAAGGAAAAGUGCGAAGAGAACACACAAAUUCCAGUUGCUGCGCAAAGACUCAUCUACAAAGGUAGAAUCUUGAAGGACGAUGACUCCAUCAGUUCCCACGGCCUCAAGGACGGACACAUCAUGCAUUUGGUUAAGAGUGUUGCUGCUGGAGCUGCGAAUACGCAGCAGCAGCAGCAGCAGCAGCAGCAACAGCAGCAGCAGCAGCAGCAGCAGCAGCAGACUCCCGCUUCCACGGCUCCUGCCUCCACAGGCGCUCCGGGCGCCACUCCUGGCGUAGGAGGAAUGGACCCGUUCAUGCAGGCGAUGCUUUCUGGAGGUACUUCAUUAGAGGCUCGUACAGAGCUAGGGUUUAGGGUUUAG